CCCCCGCCCGCCAGGGCCGGUGGCCCCGCUCCCGGGGACGGGCACGGCUGGCCGCGGGCCCGCCCGCCGCCGCCGCCCGGCCCCUCCGCCCGCCGGGGCGGUGGUAGGCUCCCGCCGUGCCUCCCGGCGCAUAAAGGGAGGCGGCGGGGGCCGGCCGGGGGCAGCGGCUGACGGCGAUGGAGCAACCGGCGAUGAUGGAACAGCCGGUGCAGACGGAGACGUGGAAGGCGCGGAGCCUGGAGGAGCUGAUCCGCAUCCUCCAUCGGAUAUUCGCCGAGGACAAAGUCAGCGUGGAAGAAGUGCAGGCGCUGAUGGAAUCGUACGAGAGCAACCCCGAGGAGUGGCUGCAGUACGCCAAAUUCGACCAGUACAGGUAUACGAGAAAUCUUGUGGACAAUGGAAAUGGAAAGUUCAACUUGAUGAUCUUGUGCUGGGGUGAAGGGCAUGGCAGCAGCAUCCAUGAUCACACUGACUCACACUGCUUUAUGAAGAUCCUCCAGGGAAAUCUAAAGGAAACACUGUUUGAAUGGCCUGAGAAAAAGGGGAAUGGUGAAAUGACUAAGAAAUCUGAACGAGUUUUGAGGGAAAAUCACUGUGCCUACAUUAAUGACUCCAUUGGCCUGCACCGUGUGGAGAACAUAAGCCACACGGAGUCUGCUGUUAGCCUGCAUUUGUACAGCCCACCCUUCGACAGCUGUAACACCUUUGAUCAGAGGACUGGACACAAGCACAAAGUCAAGAUGACCUUCUACAGCCAGUUUGGAGAAAGGACUCCCUGUGUAACAAAUGAUGGGGACAGUUGUGCCGCAGGAGAACAACUGAGAAGCACCAGCACACGGCUGCAUAAGACCUGCUGAAUGUUUAACCAGGGACAGAAGACUCGCAUGGCUAAGGCCGACAGCCAGCUAUAUUUCUAUACCUUGUACAUAGAAGUACACUAGGGCAGCUUCCAGGCCACCCACAGUUCCCCCCCGAGCGAAUGCCGGUUAUGGGACACUAAGCUAACUAGUGCCAUAAACUACUUCAGAGGUUAGAUGCCUUUUCUUAGGCUCCUGUCAGAAUUAAGUAGUUUGAUUUCUGAUUCUAGCCUCUUUUUAAUUCCACUUCUGAUACCACACUGAGAAUAUCAGAAAUAGGGUUUUAAAACAUCAUCUGACACUACUUAAUAGGCCUAGGUGUAUGUAUGCUCUCAAUGUAAUUAAUAACUGUAUAAACUUCUAAGCUUCCAGUCACUUGUACCUAUGGGUAGUACACUAGAUACAACUAACAGCAGCUCUUUCUUUCUUUCUUUCUUUCUUUCUUUCUUUCUUUUUUUUUUUUUUUAAUUAAGACUUUUAGGUUUUAAUGCUCUAGGCCAUUUUGAUAGUUUUGUGCAUUUUUUACUUUUUAUUUUUUACAAUUUCAUUUGUCAGAUCUUGUUUUAAAUAGGAGCAGCAAAAUGCUUCAUGUACAAUGAUUUUCAAAACUGAUUGGGCAGAGAUUUGGGUUUUUAAUAAGACUAAUCAUACUUAAUUCCGCUAAUGUCCAGUUUCCAGAGUAUUCUGUAUAGCUACUGAAGAAGGUAACUGAAAUAAAACUGGAUUUGUGCACAGA
This is a messenger RNA of Grus americana (Whooping crane), 1593 nucleotides long. RefSeq names its product cysteine dioxygenase type 1 (gene CDO1). Gene Ontology annotation, molecular function: cysteine dioxygenase activity; ferrous iron binding. The record is from RefSeq and is a predicted model, not a curated record. NCBI's taxonomy places the organism in Eukaryota, Metazoa, Chordata, Aves, Gruiformes, Gruidae. Gene Ontology annotation, biological process: L-cysteine catabolic process. The transcript has 6 exons. The coding region runs from base 177 to 857 and encodes 226 amino acids.